Drosophila ficusphila is the source of this 4628-nucleotide messenger RNA. RefSeq names its product leukocyte receptor cluster member 8 homolog. Gene Ontology annotation, cellular component: nucleus. Lineage: Eukaryota; Metazoa; Arthropoda; Insecta; Diptera; Drosophilidae. The record is from RefSeq and is a predicted model, not a curated record.
ACACUGACAGCUCUAUUUAUCGAUUAUUUCGUCUCUUUUUUCUCGAAAAAAAAUUUGUUGAGUUCAGACGUGUUUGAUAAUCGUGAUGAAAUUAGUCAAAAAGUAGCAAGUUCCGAGUGUUUUCCCGCGAAUAAAGAUAGAUCGUUGCGUUGCCGAGCGUUUUUCUUGGUAACUGCAGUGGUAACGGCGCUAUAAACGCGAAUAUUAAAGCAAAAGGUGUCUAUUCUCGGAGGCCAAAGUAGAGGCUAACUAGCGAAAAAAACCCAAAGGUAAGUUCAGGUAAAGCAAAAAACAAAAAAAAAGAAAUCACAAAAAGAGAGGGAGUAUCAUGUCCGAGGCCAUGAGUGCCCCGCCGCCCCUCAUCCCGCAGCUGCAGGAGAUGCAGCAGCAGCAGCAACAACAACAGCAGCAACAGGGGGCCAAUAACCCAGCCGCUCUCGCCCAGCAGUGGAGCAACUACGCCUGGUAUGCCAAUCAAAAUGCCGCAUACCAGCAGCAAUAUCAGCAGUACUACCAGUACUACAUGCGCUACCAGCAGCAGCAACAACAACAGGUAACCUCGACGGUCAGUGCGUCGAAUGCGCCGCCAGGCUUCAGCAAUGCGCUGACCGUACCGCCGCCCCUCCCCUCGGGCCCACCGCCACCGCCGCCGCCCAAAAGCGGCCAGCCAGCGGGACAAAACAAACAGCAGCAGCAGCAGCAACAACAACAGCAGCAGCAAAAGAAUUUCGGGGGAAUACGUUUUAAUUUGAAUUUGAACCAAAAGAGGUUGGCUGGUGCCCCCAAUCCCCUGCAACAGCAGCAACAACUUCAGCAGCAGCAGCAACUUCAGCAGCAGCAACACAACCAACAGCAGCAGCAACAUCAGCAGGUCAUGCAAAUGUACAACAAUAACAACACCAACAACAAUAGCAACAAAAAGAAGCGCAAGCGCAACAACAAAAACAAAAAUUUUGAGCAAACAGCAUAUAGCAAUCCGUUUACCAAUCAAGCCCAAGCCACGCCCAUAGCACCGCCGCCGCCCAUUAUUAGCGCAAGCGAUGUUGGCGUGCCAAUUACACCGGACUUGAGUAAACCACCACCACCAUUGCCAUUGUCCGUCGUGGCACCCUUAGAGAAUCCCCAAAAGCAACAGCAGCAGCAACAUCAGCAGCAGCCCGCUCCUCCCGCUCCAAACCAAUCGUCCACUUUUAAGCGGCCGAACAGCUUUCAAAUGGCCUCCAACGACUCGUGGCCAGAUGCCCUCAAUCAGUAUGUGGCCCGUUGCUACUCCAAGUGCAACACGGACCUCGACAAGGAUCAAAUAGACAUAUGCUUAAAGGGCAAGAUUAUAGCGGCGGCCAAUCGAAACGAACUGUGGACUCGGGACUGGGACAACGAGCCCAUGCCUACGGUGCACAGCGAACGGGACGGCAUCGAUGUGGUGCUGAGCAAUGUGCCGCCACCACAGCCGCAGCGUAGCAACUACUUCCAGAAAAAGCUGGAGCAGGAGAAGGAGCGGGAGCGAGACCGCGAGCCAGAAAAAACGCCUGCCAAGUCCAACUCUGGUAUUGUAAAUCAGUUCAAGCAGAAGGUCAAUCAGUUCAACAAGUCCUCUUCGAGCUACAACUCGCAUCGCCACUCUUCGUCGUCCAAGUACUCCAGGAGUCGUUCGCGUUCUCCGUCUUCCUCAAACUCGUUGAAGUACUCGAGCAAGAAGCGGUACUCGCGGUCGCGUUCCCGUUCGCGUUCACGCUCGCGGUCCCCCCGCUCCCGAUCGUGCUCCCGCAGCAGCGAUGCCAGCAGUCCCCCGGCGCGUAAGGUUGUCCGCAAGUCGGACUCGAACGAUUCGCUGAACUUUAUACCGCUCAACGCGAACUUGUCUCGCAAGCAGCAGAAAAUGCUGAUGAAGAAGGGCAAGCGGGCAGCCGCAGCUGCAGCAGCGGCCGCCGCCUCCGGAGGCCAGGGAAAAAAGAAGCAACCCCAUUUCUACUCUAACCAGUCGUCCGUUGGCGGAGCCGUUGAUGAUGACACAGCGCGCUUGCAACAGCGUGCGGCACGAUUCUCCCAGCAGGGCUCAAGCUCGGCCAAGAAAUCGGUCGUCGCCAUUGCAAGCUCACCGUUUGGUCUCACCACGGCCAAGAAUAAGAAGAAAAUGAUGCAGCAGCAGCAGCAGCACCAUCGUUCUGCCUUCUACGAGGACACAGAGGCGUCUGGCGGCUUAGAUCUUCUCGAUUUGCAUAUUGUAGGCACUUGUAGGGACCUAGAGAAAUCGUUUUUGCGUCUUACCAAGGCGCCGUCUCCGUCGGAAGUUCGACCUGUCGAGGUGCUAACCCACUCCCUGGUUAAUGUGAAGGCGAAAUGGCGUGCCAAUCAGGAUUACCACUACGCGUGUGAUCAGCUGAAGUCCAUUAGGCAGGAUUUGACCGUCCAGGGUAUUCGCGAUCAGUUUACCGUGGAGGUGUACGAGACUCACGCUCGCAUCGCCAUGGAGAAGGGAGACCACGAGGAGUUUAACCAAUGCCAGACCCAACUGAAGAUGCUGUACAUGGAGAUUGGCGGCAAGAGCGCCAAUGCCUUGGAAUUCACGGCCUAUCGCAUACUCUACUACAUUUUCACAAAGAAUACCUUGGACAUUACUACUGUUCUGCGUUCGAUUACGGCUGAUCAGCGCGAGAAUCCUGCCAUUGCGCACGCCCUUCAGUUCCGCUCCGCGUGGUCGCUGGGCAACUACUGCAAAUUAUUUUCCCUGUACAAAACGGCUCCUCUAAUGUCUGGCCACAUGAUCGAGUGGUUCCUUGAGAGAGAGCGCAAGGCUGCUUUGCGAGUCAUUAUUAAAUCUUAUCGUCCUAACAUUACCGUUGACUAUAUAACCAAUAUUCUGGCCUUUGAAAACUCAGAAAAAUGCAAGGAAUGGCUUGACACAUUCAGUUUGCCCUAUGCCGCCGAUGGUGCGCAGGUCGAUUGCAAAAACGCAGCUGCCAUUUCGAUUUGAGGGGACCUCCACAAAGAGCAGAUUACCUGCUGCAAAACACUAUUCGAUUUUGUACCUGAUUUCCGACUUUGUCGGAUAUUAGUGUCCUCUGUCAGCCUGCGGAUGCGGUUCUCCUGAUCCUUUUUAGUUUGUUUUAGUUGUACAUACUUUGUAUAGAUCGCGUUUUCCCUUCGUUACACAGUUAGGUCGUGUUUUCUCUUAUUCUCUGUGAAUUCGUCGGUUCUUUAGGACCCCAAAAGUCAACUCUUCCUGUUCUUCGUAGGGAUAAAAUUGUAUGCCUGGGAAUGAGUUCAUCUGCAGCAAAAACACAGGAACAUCAGAAAACAUACUCUACAUCAACUCUAUUAAUAAUACGGCGAUAUGAGGAAACCCGCCUGGUAAAGGAAGGCACCGGAUUAGCUGAACUACUUCAUUACUUAACUAGGACCUCACCACUAGUAGGAAUUUAAAAGGAUUAAAUGAUUUUGGAUUGCGCAAGGAUUCAACAACGCAUGCCGUAUAUUUACACUCGAGAUUCCAACGCCGAAUUGCAACGUAAUGGAUUCAUCUACGGAAAAUGUAUUUAGCUUUGCCUCACAAAGCGGCUUUUCGGGAGAGUUUUUCAAUUCAUCAUCUCAAAUGUUCGUCUUUUCAACGUUGGUCGUCAUUACCUCUUCUUAAAUUCUGCGAUUUGUAUAUAAGCCUGCAACAUCCACAAGUCAGAACUCACGGAUUACCUGCAACGUCCUUCGAAUUCAACAAAAAUCUAAACUAACACAUGUGCGUGACCCCCAAUGAACUAAAGUGACUCAAAACCCAAAGUGAAUCGAUUGCAGAUGUGUCACAACCUUUUUUUAAAUAACAAAUCCACUAAAUUUCAACACUCGCAAAACUAACAUGAAAUAAUACACAGGCAGACAAACAAAAACUGAUGCGAUCACCGAACUCCCCGAGCUGCGUGCUGAUUAUUUUUGUUUUGUUGUGAUUAUUUUACUCAUUUUAAUGCCUCUGAUCACUUCAUUUUUAAACUAGUUCUAAGAUUUAGGCUUAAUGUUUGUUGUCUUAUUUAAAUUAUUGAAAAGGAUUAUACUAAUGUUCUGUCUCUCUAUUGUAUACCUGUAUAUAUACAACCAUCAAAUCCACCACCACAACCAAGAACUUCGGCGAGAACGAGUACGCAAAUAAAUACUUCUGGAGCUCAAAGUUGGAAUAUGCCGAAAUCAACCUGGUCUUCCCGUCGCCACUUCUUCAACCAUCAAGAGGAAGUCAAAAAGUCAACAAAAAUUCGCGACAUUUGUAAGCUCUUCCAAUUUUAAUUCGUCUUACUAAAGCAAAUUGUACACAAAUUUGGGGUAGCACAUAAGAAAUUGGCUAAGAUCAUAUGAUAAGUGGUGUUUUUUUUUUUUUAAAUAGAGGGAGUUUGACAAGAAAUCUAACUCUUUUAUAUAAAUCCUUAAUUAUACAAUAUGUUAGGACUGUAGGUAUCUUCUUAGACUAAGAUUAACUGUUAUAUUUAUUUUUAAUUUUCUUGAAUGUUGGAAAAAUGAUGGAAAAGAAUUCAAGACUUUAAUUGCAUCCUCAAAUACUUAUGCAAUUUAUGGGAGCCAAUUUGCAUGGAAAGUGAGAGUUAUAAUCCCGCUUAAAAAAAAAAUAAACAAAUCAAAGCAAAACAAAA